Messenger RNA from Cynoglossus semilaevis (tongue sole), 2021 nucleotides. RefSeq names its product P2Y receptor family member 10 (gene p2ry10). Gene Ontology annotation, biological process: positive regulation of Rho protein signal transduction; phospholipase C-activating G protein-coupled receptor signaling pathway. Gene Ontology annotation, cellular component: plasma membrane. The coding region runs from base 435 to 1649 and encodes 404 amino acids. Gene Ontology annotation, molecular function: G protein-coupled receptor activity. NCBI's taxonomy places the organism in Eukaryota, Metazoa, Chordata, Actinopteri, Pleuronectiformes, Cynoglossidae. The record is from RefSeq and is a predicted model, not a curated record. The transcript is spliced from 4 exons.
GUUUUUUUCUGCAAAUUGCAAAAUGUUUUCCUUUUGGCGGAAUUGCACGGAAUUGCACGUAUGUGAUGUAACGAGCGGUAGAAAAACACUUAUAUGCAUAAGGGCAGAGCUUCCUUUUCCUCUCAUCGUGUUCAUCAAGAAACAGAGAAAAAGAAUACAGCCCCACCUCUAUAUCCAACCUCGCAUUUAAACACUCAUCACGGACUUGCCCACAUGGACGUGGACGCCGCAAAAUGCACCAGGAAGGCCUGCACGACGUGUUUUUGUUUUUUGUUUUUGCUUGAAGCAAAAGUGUUUGUUCAACAGCCUGCUGUUUACGGAGGAGCAUGAGGCAUGUGGUUGCUUAUGGUCUCUGACCCGGCUGUUCUGACCCCUGACCUUCAUCACUGCUUAUUAUAAGAGGAGAGAAAAAACACAAGUGCCUCAGGAAAGGAAUGUCUCCAAAUGCAUCUCAGUUGUGGGAGGGGUCUAUGGUCAACUCCUCCCCAUCGUGUGGCCAUAAUCUGACCAAAUGGGAGCACCACAUGGAAAAGAUGUACACCUACUUCUACCUGCUGCUCUUCAUCCCCGGACUGGUUCUCAACUCCACUGCCCUUUGGGUUCUCUGCAGACACAUAAGGAUCUAUUAUUACUUCACACACACCUGGCCGUUUGGAAAGAGUAUCUGCUUGUUUUGCUUCUACCUCAAGUACCUCAAUAUGUACGCUGCCAUAGUGUUUCUGGUGUGCAUAAGCGCCCAGAGGUGCGUUUUUCUGCUCAACCCGUUCUCUGCUCGGAAGUGGAGGAGACGCUACGACCUGAUGAUCAGCCUGACGGUGUGGGUACUGGUCAGUCUGGCCUGCUCGCCAUUCAUUCUGAUGCGAAGCAGUAGUGCCUCAAACGCAUCACUCAACAUCACUGCACAGAAUAUUCACAACACGUCUGUUUUCCUGGCUGAUCCAUCAAAACAAAGUCCCACAGGAACCACCAAACCGUAUCCGCCACCUUUGGGUUCAAGCCUCAUCAGACUCUCAUCGAUGCCCAGUCCUCAAUCCACAAAGGUGGGCUGUUUUAAAGACUUGCCCAUGCGGCGUCUGCCCAUGUCCAUGGCCGUCACCAUGAUGGCUCUGGCUGAGCUCUUUGGCUUUGUCAUUCCCUUGGCCUGCAUCACCUACAGCUCUGCCCGCAUCACCUGCUCCCUCAACAAGAAGAAGACGGAGGGUGAGCAACAAUCUGUGGCUCGCUGCCGACUUCAGUCGGUUACUUCGGGCUCUGAUAUCGAUCGAGUCCAGGAUAAGCAAACGAACGGCGAUAAGCGGCGUGCGCUGCGGAUGGUGCUGAGCUGCUGCGCUGUCUUCAUGCUCUGCUUUGCCCCCUACCACAUCAACUUCAUGCUCUACCUGAUGGUGUCACAGGACAUACUGACCCACUGCACCACCCAACUGGUGGUACGCCAGUUCCACCCGCUCUCUCUCUGUCUGGCCAGCCUCAGCUGCUGCCUGAACCCGCUGCUGUAUUAUUUUCUAACGGCUGAAUUCAGGCUACACCUUAAAAAGCGCACCUCCUCCUUCUCCUCCUCCCAUCUGUAUUCACCGGUUGCUUCCCCGACGCAACGUCUGCCACUUCACAGACUAAUGAGUGAGGAAAGUACCUUCUCAGACAGGGAGUAGCUUCAGCUGUAGCUCGACAAAGCUAACCUGGGAACGGAGCGAUGAACAUGAACAUCCUGACGAACAGGUUGAUGAAGAAUUGUCAAGCCCCCCCCCCCACGUCAAACACACCUUCAAAAUUCCACCUAACCUAAUGAAACUACUGUUUUUCCUACAAUAUAGAUAUUCUCGCUGAACAAAGAAAAUAAAGUGAGCGUUGAAUUGAAAUUAAUUUUCCCUGUUGCAUGUAUUUAUUAUUAUAUUCAUAAAAAAGGUUCUUUAACUGACUUUUUUUAUUAUUUGUUUCACAAAUUGUUGAGAAAUCCCAAAUAAAUGACAUAAAUGUGGUUUAGGUCAGAACGGACUAAAUAAUAAAAACUAGCACACAACUAG